Messenger RNA from Torulaspora globosa, 1227 nucleotides. RefSeq names its product pyruvate dehydrogenase (acetyl-transferring) subunit E1 alpha (gene PDA1). Gene Ontology annotation, cellular component: intracellular membrane-bounded organelle. The coding region runs from base 1 to 1227 and encodes 408 amino acids. NCBI's taxonomy places the organism in Eukaryota, Fungi, Ascomycota, Saccharomycetes, Saccharomycetales, Saccharomycetaceae. The record is from RefSeq and is a predicted model, not a curated record. Gene Ontology annotation, molecular function: pyruvate dehydrogenase (acetyl-transferring) activity. Gene Ontology annotation, biological process: pyruvate decarboxylation to acetyl-CoA. The transcript has a single exon.
AUGUUGUCGGCGAGUUUGAAGAGUCACUCUGCGGGAGUUUUGCGUGUCGGCCAAGGGUGUUUGGCUGGGAGACGGCUGUUGGCGACGGUGGCGAAGGAUAGGCUGAAUGAGUCAGAUUUGGUGGAGAUCGAGUUGCCAGAGUCUUCUUUCGAGGGCUACAUGCUGGACGUGCCGGAUUUGAAGUAUACGACGACGAAGGGAUCGCUGUUGCAGAUGUACAAGGACAUGAUUGUCAUCCGGAGGAUGGAGAUGGCGUGUGAUGCGCUGUACAAGGCUAAGAAGAUACGCGGGUUCUGCCACCUGUCGGUGGGACAGGAGGCGAUCGCGGUGGGGAUCGAGAAUGCGAUCACGAAGCGGGACACGGUGAUCACGUCGUACCGUUGCCACGGGUUCACGUACAUGAGGGGCGCGCCCGUGCAGGCGGUCCUUGCCGAGCUGAUGGGCAGAAGAGCGGGAGUGUCGUACGGGAAGGGAGGGUCGAUGCACAUGUACGCUCCCGGGUUCUACGGCGGGAACGGUAUCGUCGGGGCGCAGGUGCCUCUCGGGGCCGGGCUGGCGUUUGCGCACCAGUACAGGAACGAGGACGCGUGCUCGUUCACGCUGUACGGGGACGGAGCGUCGAACCAGGGCCAGGUGUUCGAGGCGUUCAACAUGGCCAAGCUGUGGAACCUGCCCGUGGUGUUCUGCUGCGAGAACAACAAGUACGGGAUGGGCACGUCCGCGGCGAGAUCCUCUGCGAUGACCGAGUAUUUCAAGCGCGGCCAGUACAUCCCCGGGCUGAAGGUCAACGGCAUGGACAUCCUGGCCGUGUUCCAGGCGUCCAAGUUCGCCAAGGACUGGUGUGUCUCCGGGAACGGCCCGCUGGUGCUCGAGUACGAGACGUACAGAUACGGCGGCCACUCCAUGUCGGACCCCGGCACCACCUACAGGACCAGGGACGAGAUCCAGCACAUGAGAUCCAAGAACGACCCGAUCGCGGGGCUCAAGAUGCAUCUGUUGGAGCUGGGCAUCGCUACCGAGGAGGAGGUCAAGGCGUACGACAAGGCCGCCAGAAAGUACGUCGACGAGCAGGUCGAGCUGGCCGACGCGGCGCCUGCUCCAGAGGCCAAGUUGUCCAUCCUGUUCGAAGAUGUCUACGUCAAGGGCACCGAGACCGAGACUUUGAGAGGCAGAAUCACCGAGGACACCUGGGAUUUCCAGAAACAGGGCUUCGCUAACAGAGAUUAG